AUGGACCAGCCUCACGCACUUCUAGUCGCUAGCCCUGGCUUAGGCCACCUCAUCCCUAUGCUCGAGCUCGGUAACCGUCUCUCCUCCGUCCUCAACGUCAAGGUCACUGUUUUCGCUGUCACCACCGGCUCCUCCUCUCCAACAGAGUCCGAGGCCAUGCAUGCAGCCGCGGCUAGAGGUACCUGCGAAAUUACGGAACUGCCCCCGGUCGAUAUAGACCACCUUGUUGAGCCAGAUGCGACAGUGGUCACCAAGAUCUUUGCGAAGAUGCGAGCCAUGAAGCCCGCGUUUCAAGACGCCGUGAAAUCAAUGAACCGGAAACCGACAGUCUUGGUUGUUGACUUCUUUGGUACCGGUCUGAUGUCCGCUGCCGAUGAAGCCGGCCUGACGGCUAAGUACCUUUACGUCCCUUCGCACGCGUGGUUCUUGGCAGUGAUUGUUACCUUGCCGGUAUGGGAUAAGGUUGUGGAAGGUGAGUACGUUGAUAUCAAAGAGCCUCUGAAGAUACCGGGUUGUAGACCGGUCGGACCGGACGAUCUUCUGGACACGAUAUUAGACCGGUCGAAUCAUCAGUACCGGGAGUGUGUACGGUGUGGCGAGGAGGUACCUACGAGCGAUGGUGUUUUGGUAAAUACUUGGGAGGAGUUGCAAGGAAACACUCUAGCUGCGCUUAGAGAGGGUGGAGAAUCGAGCCGGGUUAUGAAAGUACCGGUUUAUGCAAUUGGGCCUAAUAUUCGAUCUAAAGGGCCUAUGGAAAAGCCCAAUAGUAUGAUAUUCGAGUGGCUAGACAAGCAAGAUGCUAGGUCAGUGGUGUAUGUGUGCUUAGGGAGUGGUGGAGCGUUGUCCUUUGAGCAAACGGUUGAGCUUGCUUGGGGUUUAGAGUUAAGUGGUCAAAGAUUUUUAUGGGUUCUACGUAGGCCCACUUCUUACCUCGUGGCGAGCUCAAGCGAUGAAGAUCAGGUGAGUGAGAGUCUACCGGAAGGUUUCUUGGACCGCACGAGUGGUGUAGGUCUUGUGGUUACUCAAUGGGCACCGCAAGUUGAGAUCUUGAGCCAUGGAUCGAUAGGUGGGUUCUUGUCUCAUUGUGGUUGGAGUUCGGUCUUGGAGAGUUUGACUAAUGGAGUUCCGAUCGUGGCUUGGCCUCUAUAUGCGGAGCAAUGGAUGAAUGCCACGUUGCUGACUGAGGAGCUUGGUGUGGCCGUUCGUACGUCGGAGUUACCGGGAAAGGGAGUGAUCGGUCGGGAAGAAGUGGCGUCUCUGGUGAGAAAGAUUGUAGCGGAAGAGGAUGAAGAAGGAAGGAAGGUAAGGGCUAAAGCUGAGGAGGUGAAGGUUAGCUCGGAACGAGCUUGGACUCAAGGUGGGUCGUCUCGUAGUUCUCUUUUCGAAUGGGCAAAACGAUGUGGUCUUGUGGCGUGA
Microthlaspi erraticum is the source of this 1416-nucleotide messenger RNA. The record is from the annotation of a GenBank genome assembly. NCBI's taxonomy places the organism in Eukaryota, Viridiplantae, Streptophyta, Magnoliopsida, Brassicales, Brassicaceae.